Messenger RNA from Asparagus officinalis (garden asparagus), 2430 nucleotides. RefSeq names its product conserved oligomeric Golgi complex subunit 6. The transcript has 11 exons. The coding region runs from base 42 to 2099 and encodes 685 amino acids. Gene Ontology annotation, biological process: intra-Golgi vesicle-mediated transport. The record is from RefSeq and is a predicted model, not a curated record. Gene Ontology annotation, cellular component: COG complex. NCBI's taxonomy places the organism in Eukaryota, Viridiplantae, Streptophyta, Magnoliopsida, Asparagales, Asparagaceae.
GAAACCGAUCAGAUCAGAUCAGAUCGAGACGGAAAGGCAUCAUGGCGUCGGCGAGCCUGGCCCCGGGCCUCUCCCGGAAGCUGAAGAAGGUGCUGGAGACCCGCACCGACGGCCCAGAUCUUCUCGACUCGCUGGCGACCCUGUCGACGUUCUACACCGACAACACGCCGCCAGCGCGCAGGAACCUCAAGUCCUCCAUCGAGCAGCGGGCCCUGGCCAUCAACCGCCACUUCCUCCUCGCCUCGCUCCCCGCUCAGCAGACCCUCGACCGCGUCGAGGAGGAGGUCGACGCCCUCGCCCGCUGCUGCGACCGGAUUGCCCAGGUAUUGAACAGCUGUAGUGAGAGUACGGCGGAUAUCAUUAGUACCACGGAGAAGUUAAAACAGGAUCUUGAUAUUACUACACAACGACAAGAAAUCGUGUCAUGCUUUUUACGUGAUUAUCAACUUUCUAAUGAAGAGAUAAAUGCACUAAGGGAAGAAGAUCUGAAUGAGAAUUUCUUCAAAGCACUUUCUCAUGUUCAAGAAAUUCAUGCCAACUGUAAGAUAUUGCUGAGAACUCAUCACCAGCGUGCUGGCUUGGAGCUAAUGGACAUGAUGUCUGUAUAUCAAGAAGGAGCCUAUGAACGCUUAUGCAGGUGGGUUCAAGCAGAAUGUAAAAAAUUGGGCGACAGUGAUAAUCCUGAAGUUGCUGACCUUCUCAAGACUGCUGUCCGUUGCCUAAAAGAAAGGCCAGUUCUUUUUAAGUAUUGUGCCGAAGAAGUAGCAAACAUGAGACAUCAUGCAUUGUUCAGACGAUUUAUAAGUGCUCUGACACGAGGAGGGCCUGGAGGACUCCCAAGGCCUAUUGAAGUGCAUGCUCAUGAUCCCUUGCGUUAUGUAGGAGAUAUGUUAGGAUGGCUCCAUCAGGCUCUAGCUUCUGAAAGGGAACUAGUACUCGCACUACUCAGUCCAGAUGCGGCGACAGAUACCGGACCCACUGCUCGCCGCUUUUCCAAGUCUUCUGAAAGUGAUUCUUCAAAAUCAGAGCCAGAUAUAACCUUUGUUUUGGAUAGAAUAUUUGAAGGUGCAUGCCGACCCUUCAAAGUCAGAGUGGAGCAAGUUUUACAGUCUCAGCCUAGUCUCAUUGUUUCCUUCAAACUGAGCAACACUCUGGAGUUCUAUAGUUAUACAAUUUCAGACUUGCUGGGAAGGGAAACAGCUCUCUGCAAUACACUUUGGCUGCUUAAAGAUGCCGCUCAGCAAACUUUCUUUAAUAUUCUGAAGACGCGGGGUGAUAAACUCUUGAGGUAUCCGCCUUUGGUUCCAGUUGAUUUAUCCCCACCAUCAGCAGUAAGGGAAGGUGUUUCUUUGCUGCUUGAGCUUAUUGAUACCUAUGACGGCAUGAUGGUUCCUGCAUCUGGGAAGAAGCCUGACUUUGAUCCUGUGAUUGCUGCUUUACUUGAUCCUAUAAUUCAGAUGUGUGAGCAAGCAGCAGAGGCUCAUAAGUCCAAAGGAGCACUUUCAAGGAGAAGAGCUAGCUCUGAAAUAGGCUCAAACAGGAGGGAUUCUCUAUCAGUUGAUGCAAUCUUGGCGAAGAAUAAUUCCCUGAAUUCUCAGACAGCUGAAACCACAUCCAAAAUCUACCUCGUCAACUGCUUGUCAGCUAUUCAGCAACCAUUAAUAGGACGCGAGGUCACUGCAAAAUAUGUGAACAACCUUUCCUCUAUCAUCGAGACACACACCAAUAUCCUUGUAGAAAAAGAAGUAGAUGCCAUACUCCUGAGAUGCGGUCUAUUGAGCAAGAUAUCCUACGUUCAGACUUUGAAUGAUGAGCAUGGGCCUUUAGCGGAGGUUGAAGAUAUGUCUCCGCAAGUUAUUUCAGAAUGCUUAAGAACCUUUUUUGGGCUUGUCACCGGAAAUGAAGGCUCCUUACCAGAGUUUGAACAGUUGCAAGUGCCUAAAUUGCGCGAUGAAGCAUGCGCUCGUGUUUCUAGGGCUCUUUCAGGAGCAUACGAGCUUCUCUAUGGAGUAAUCACCGAUCCUCAGAAUCUUUACCCUGAUCCAAAGUCACUGGUGAGGCAUUCACCAGAUCAGAUUAGAACCAUACUGGAGAUUUAAAGGCCCGUUUCAGCGUUCUUGAUGUGUUGCUAAUCUGUAGGCCGUACUGAUUUAUAGUACAACUUUUCUUGGAACAUCAGUAACUCUUUUAUCAGAGAUAUUUUGAUGUAGUUUUCGUGCACCAGUUGUUACUGAUUUCAGGCUGUGUAAUUCAUUGCGCUGUUCUUGGAAGGGCCCAAAUAUUUGGUGAUAGGAACACCUUAAUUUCAGAUGAAUAUUUUGAGGAGAUGUAUACGGGUAUAUCUGGGUAUAUGAUUGUAUAAUUAUGGUGAAUAAUUGGAAGUUUAAGAAUGAAUAUUGUGCUGUUCUCAGCGAGUUCUAUUUGUGGAAA